Molecule: messenger RNA, 2995 nt
Organism: Urocitellus parryii (Arctic ground squirrel)
Lineage: Eukaryota; Metazoa; Chordata; Mammalia; Rodentia; Sciuridae
Gene: Hfe
Product: homeostatic iron regulator
Biological process (GO): regulation of iron ion transport; response to iron ion starvation
Cellular component (GO): external side of plasma membrane
Molecular function (GO): transferrin receptor binding
Source: RefSeq, a predicted model, not a curated record
GCCAGCGCAGAGGCGGAGUCCCAGGCGCGGCCAGGGGACAUGGGCCCUCGAGCGCGGCGCGCGCUGCCGCUCCUGCUGCUGCUGCUGCUGGUGCGCACCGUGGUCCCGCAGGGGCGACCGCCGCGGUCCCACUCUCUGCGCUACCUCUUCAUGGGCGCUUCAGAGCUGGACCUCGGGCUGCCCUUGUUUGAGGCUUUGGGCUACGUGGAUGACCAGUUGUUUGUGUCCUACAAUCAUGAGAGUCGCAGAGCCGAAGCCAGAGCCCCUUGGGUCCAGGGCAGGACCUCAAGCCAACUGUGGCUGCAGCUGAGUCAGAGCCUGAAAGGCUGGGACCACAUGUUCACGGUGGACUUCUGGACCAUCAUGGACAACCACAACCACAGCAAGGAGUCUCACACCCUGCAGGUGAUGCUUGGCUGCGAGGUGCAAGCAGACAACAGCACCAGGGGGUUCUGGAGGUACGGAUACGAUGGGCAGGACCACCUGGAGUUCUGCCCGGACACACUGGAUUGGAGGGCAGCAGAGCCCCAGGCCUGGCCCACCAAGCUGGAGUGGGAAGUGCACCAGAUUCGGGCCAAGCAGAACAAGGUCUACCUUCAGAGGGACUGCCCCCAGCAGCUGCGRCAGCUCCUGGAGCUGGGGAGAGGCAUUCUGGACCAGCAAGUGCCUCCRUGGGUGAAGGUGACGCGUCACGUGACCUCUGCAGUGACCACUCUGCGGUGUCGGGCUCUGAACUUCUAYCCCCAGAACAUCAGCAUGAGGUGGUUGAAGGACAGCCAGCCACUGGAUGCCAAGGAGGUUGAGCCUCAGGACGUGCUGCCCAGUGGGGACGGCACCUACCAGGGCUGGCUGGCCUUGGCUGUGCCCCCUGGGGAGGAGCAGAGGCACACCUGCCAGGUGGGGCACCCAGGCCUGGACCAGCCCCUCAUGGCCACCUGGGCGCCCUCGUCGCCCAGCACCCUGGUGACUGGGGUSGUCGGUGGCACCAUGGUUGGCAUCCUCGUCGUCUUGACUGGAGUUCUACUCCGAACUCUAAGGAAGAAGCACGCCUCCAGAGGCGUCGCCAGGGACUAUGUCUUAGCGGAUCGCCAGUGAGGURCAGCCUGCUGACCUCCUGCAGGGAGGAAGGAAACACAGCCAGACUCAGACAGGCGCACUUGUGGACUCCUCAGUGUUUGGGGAYAGAAUCGGGCCUUCCACACAGAAAGUGCUGCAGAACUCUGCUCCGGUCUUCCCUGCUCACUUCCCAGGAAGUCUCCUCCACCUGGGGCUGGGUUCCUGCAUGACAGCAACCCAGGCUGUGACCUGUCCCCCAGAGCUGGUUCUCAUGAAUCUCAGGCUGACUGUGGACACUUCCUUCCUCUCCUCUCUCGCCUCGGACCCCACACACCUAUGUCAUCUCAUCUCCUGUAUGUGGAAGAGGGCUCCUUACAUUUUAGGGACUCGUGGUUCCUUUUAACAUCAGAGAAAAGCCAUGGCCCUUCACCCCAGGGUGUGCAUAUUUGUACUCCUGUCAGAAUUUUGCACACAGAUUCUCACAUCCAGGACCCACUUGGCUCUCUCUAAAUCCUCUCUAUUAUCCAGUGUCUGUCACCACAGCCUGGUUUUGUUCCAUCAAAGUGUGAUCUGGGACGUGGCACAGUCGUGGAGGCUGUGCACUGCAGCGCUGAGGAGGCGCCUCUCCUGGCCAGGGAUGGCUGUUUGUGUGCAGUGUGACGGUUUUCAGCAGGGGAGAAGAUUAAGGAGGGCCACCUUUUCCUCAUUUGUACAAAGAUGUCCUAUAGGUUUUCAGAGUUAAAUGGCACCUGCGUUUGUGAUGCCUGUUUGGUAUGCUGGACCCAAAGUACCUUGUCUUGUUGUUCUGACAAAGGAAAUCAUGACGAGGAUGAUCAUAGUGAUGAUAAUGAGGCUGACCCUUGUUUUCCAAAAGUGCCUGGUGUCAGUCUGUUCUGAGCCUCUACUCACAUGCAUUACUGGGAGUAGUUCUUAUACUAAUCCUACGAGGUAGGUACUGUUAUUCUCCCACCCUGCCUUUUAGAGGAAGAAAGUGAACUACAGAGCAUCUUGCCUUGCCGCUUGCCAGGGACAGAGAUGGCUUUCAGACUCAGUCAUCUGGCUGCUUGAUCCUUCACCACAUGUGGGAAGGACCCCCAGUGUGGUCCCACUCCUCUGCUGUUCUUUCUGACUCUCUUUAACCCCCGUAGGAGGACUGUGAUUGGUGUGUUCAGUUGGUGGCUGUACUGGACUUGAUUGCGUCCACCUUCAGCCAUUGCCUCUGGAGUCAGAAUCCUGAUGUCACUUCCCUCUUCAAACUAGAGCAGUAUUUCUCAUUGUUAGCUGAGAAAAUGGAAGCUGUCAGGCAGCUUGGAGGACACYCAGGCAUCCUCCAGGGGCUGCUGGUUCUCAUCCCCAGUUAUGCACAUCCUAAAAAAUCAAUCUAACCUGGUCACUUGCAGAUUUCUGGGAAAGUGAGUCAUCCAAGCGUGUUGGAGAGUCAUGUUUGCAUGUGUCCAUAGAUCUCCAUCCAGGUGCCAUGGGCCUACUUUCUGUUGCCUCAUACUUUUGGCUGCAAUGUAUACAUUUGGCUACGUGUGCUGUGGCACUGUGGGAAGGCAGGUGCCUCAAGAAACCAAGCACAGCUCAAAAGUUUGUUGGUAGGCAUUGAAUUUGAGCAGAGAAUCUCAACUUUAAAAAAAAAAAAAAACUUCAUGUUUUUCUUCUGUUUAUGAGAGUUAUAUAGAAGAAAGUAAAAUUGAGCUCACUGUAGAAAAGUUGAAAAUAAAAUUAAAGCUACCGUUCCACGAGCCAGUGAUAAACUCUAUUGACGACUCAUGUAUACUGCCGCAUUACAGUAUAUGAAUUAAAUACACACACACACAUGUGCUCACAAUUGUGGUGUUUACGGCAUGAUUUUACUAAUAUUGUUCAUCAUGCAUAUAAUUAACUAUUCACGUAGAAGACAUUCACGUUGCUUUUAAUGUUUUUUAUAUUUUUU